AUGGGCGUGGCCACCUCACCUAUGGGGGCGUGGUUUAACGGUUGCCGGGGGCAACAGAGGGCGGGACCAGCGCGGUGGGGCGUGGCCUCCUUGAGGCCGAGGACCCCCGAGCGGGGCCGGCCGUGCCGGGCGUGCCGCGAGCUCUGCCCCGGCUUCCAGGAGCACCCCUGGAGGAAGCUGUGCCAGCACUGCAAGUGCCCGCGGGGGGAGCACGUGGGGGGCGGGGUCCCCCCGGCCCUGCAGGGGGUCCUGGCCCGGCUGCUCCCCGACUCCCACCCCCCCCCCGGCUCCGAGGACUCGGGGUGCUCCCCCGAGGAGUUCGCCUGGACCCCCCCCGGCCUCAGCCCCGACCAGGUGUGUCAGUACUUCGCGCAGCUCCCGCCCGCGCUGGUGCCGCGCAUGCGCAGUGCCGGCGAGCGGCACCGGCUGCGGGAGCUGCUGCGGCAGCUGCCCCCGCACGACCUGGAGCCCGAGUUCUGCCACGACCUGGACGAGGCCGAGCGUCGGGAAAUGAAACUUUUCGCCCAGCGCCGAAAACGGGAAAAUUUGGGUCAGGGGAGCGUCCGGCCCCUCCCCCUCACCAGCGUCGGGGCCGUCUGCCAGCAGUGCGGGGGCGCGGUGCGCGGCGGGGCCCUGGCGGUGUUCGCGGCGCGGGCGGGGCUGGGGCUGUGCUGGCACCCGCGCUGCUUCCGCUGCCAGCGCUGCCAGCAGCCCCUGGUGGACCUGGUCUACUUCUGCCCCGGGGGCGCCGGGGGGCGGCUGCUCUGCGGCAGGGACCACGGCGAGAGCGUGCGGCACCGCUGCCCCGCCUGCGACGAGCUGAUUUUCGGGGGGCGCUGGGCCGAGGCCGGGGGGCGCCGCUGGCACCUGCGCCACCUGCGCUGCCUCGAGUGCGAGGGGCCCCUGGAGCCGCGCCAGCUGCCCGGGCCGGGGGCGCCGCCCCUGUGCCCCCCCUGCCGCGCCCGCCGCGCCCACCUGUGCGACACCUGCGGGGACCCCAUCGAGCUGCAGUGCCCGCACGUGUCCCACAGGGGGCAGCACUGGCACGCCGUGCCCGGCUGUUUCCGGUGCGCCGCCUGCGCGCGCCCCCUGCUGGGCGCGCCGUUCCUGCCGCGGGGCGGCCGCAUCUUCUGCUCGCCCCGCUGCGCCCCCGACAGCCCGCGCUGCGCCCCCCGGCGGCGGGGCCGGGCAGCGACCGCCCCGCCCGGGACUCCCCCCGUGCUGUGCCCGCUGACCUUUGACCUUUUAAUAAAGGCCCGCAGCCCCCGUUCGGGCCCCGGUGUCGUUGGCGCUACGGUGGCGGGUGGGGGGCGCGGGGCGGGAGCAGCGGGAGGGGCCCUGAGCCCGUUCCGGCCCCCGGGGCCGCCAUUUUGAACCGGG
Molecule: messenger RNA, 1380 nt
Organism: Vidua macroura (Pin-tailed whydah)
Lineage: Eukaryota; Metazoa; Chordata; Aves; Passeriformes; Viduidae
Gene: PRICKLE3
Product: prickle planar cell polarity protein 3
Exons: 9
Coding region: 1-1374 (457 amino acids)
Molecular function (GO): zinc ion binding
Source: RefSeq, a predicted model, not a curated record